This is a messenger RNA of Lecanosticta acicola, 2528 nucleotides long. The record is from the annotation of a GenBank genome assembly. Lineage: Eukaryota; Fungi; Ascomycota; Dothideomycetes; Mycosphaerellales; Mycosphaerellaceae.
AUGCAGUCUGGCUAUGAGUAUGCUCCCUACAACCACCACGAUGCCUUGAUCUCCCCCACCACCCUCCUCCAGCCCAAUGCCAGCCCGAGCCAUGCGAACCUGAACGACACCCCUGGCAUCAAGCGGAAAGACCCGCCCACUUCCUCCGCGGUCAAGUCCUCCAAGAAGGUCAAGAGGGUGGGCCCGCGCGACACCAAACCGGACGCAAUGGCAAAUGGCGACGGAGACAAAGAGCCCGAGAGCGCUUCCAAGCCCAAGCGCGUGCGCACCGGAUGUCUGACGUGUAGGGAGCGACACUUGAAGUGCGAUGAGGCCAUGCCCAACUGCAAUAACUGCAAGAAGAGCAAUAGGCAGUGUAGGCGAGGAGUGCGACUGAACUUCAUUGACACGUGGGUGGACCGGCCGCCGCGGAUAGUGACAAAAUACGGCACUUCGGAGUGGAAGGUGGAGUUUAUGGAUGAGUCGCGAGAGAUUGCAAAUGAAUACCAGGGAGGCAUUCGGCGAUAUAAACAUCUCGAACAGGACAUUCAACAACCUCCUUCAGCCCUCGACUCAGCCGUCGCUUUUGAAUUCCCGCAGAACGCACCCGCUGCCGCUGUCGUGGCCCAGCAGCCCCUCCCACCUAUACAAGGCAUGAUGCCAGAACAAUACUCCAAUCAGAACCCCGCUCCACACCUGCAGAACAACAUGUUCGACCCGCAGCCCAAAUCCGACCCACUGCAGUACCAUCAACAUCAACCAUCGCAACCGCCUCCACAUUCAAGCUCUACCCAACACUCACAUUACCCUGACAAUGGAAUGAACGCUGGCUCGGUCGCGAGCUUCAACCCGCCCGACACGGAUUUGGAUCACGAGACUGGCAAAAAGGAAUUUCUCGACAGUCAAGAGGAAACGCUUUUCAUGCAAGUAUUCGUCGAAGAGGUCGGGUUGUGGAUGGACAGCAUGGAUCCGUCGAAGCAUUUCUCCCGUCUGCUCCCUUUUCACUCACUCUCAGAGCCCAUGCUCCUCAAUGCCUUUUUGGCAUGCGGUGCCCGACAUCUGACCCUGGUGAAUCCAGCAUACACCGAGGAGAAGGCACUUCACUACUACGAUACAGCGACGAGGUAUCUGUUGAAGAAUCUGCAGAACCCCAAUCGAGAUACGGUGGUGUGCGCGACCACGGCCGUGAUUUUGAAUGUCUACGAAAUAAUGUCUGAGAGAGCGUUACAACGAAUGAACCAUAUUGCAGGAGCUCGAGCCCUCAUCAAAGAGUGUGGCUGGAAUGCGCGUGCACAAGGAAUCGGCUCGGCUUGCUUCUGGCUCAAUGUGGGGUUGGAAGUGCUUUCAUGCCUGCAUUUCAACUGGCAAGUCGCAUGGGAUCCGGAGGAUUGGGGAGUGGAUAUGGACUUCAGCCGCGAGAUUUCUAACGGACGAGAGGAGAUCUGGACUCAUCGCAUGCUCUUCAUCAUUGCCAAAAUCUGCAAUUUCAGGGCGACCAUGCCACGGGUCCCGGAGCCGAACGAACGUGAUGAGCAGGUCCGCAAGCAGCAAAGACACCAGGAAUGGUCUCGGUUGAAAUCGAUGUGCGGUGCCUGGAACGACGGCAUACCUCGGACCAUGCACCCGAUGGCCUAUCUGUAUGCGCACCAGACAAGUUCCAACUCGGUCUUCCCAGAAAUUUGGCUUGUCAAGCGCACCACGAUCGUUGCGAGGCUAUUCUACCACACGGCUAUGCUGCUGAUGGCGCAGAUACACCCAUACCUGUUUGUUACGAACAAUCCGGAUAUGUCAAACAUGCAAGCACAACACUCGCGGAUGAUCUGCGGGAUCGUUGCGCAUGUCAAGGAUCGGUAAGUCGGACCCAAGAUUUGAGAAGGACGAAAUCGCUGACUUGUUGCAGUGGUGUUGCAUCUGUUGCCAUUCGCUCCCUCGCUCACGCCGCCGAGGUACUCACGGACCGAAGGGAGCAAGAAGAGGUCCUGCAGAUUUUCGAAAAGAUCAACAAGGAGACAGGUUGGCGAAUCGGCUUUGUCUACAAGGAACUCAAGGAACGCUGGGGCUGGCAUGAGGAACCUUCACCUCAGCAGGCUGCCCAGACCCAUACGGCCCACCGACAAGCAAAGGAGGCGCAAGAAGCCCAGCAACGGCAGAUGCAGGAACAAGCUCACCGCGCGAGCCUGCAACUGCAACAAGGCUUCGACUUCAAUCAGCAACCCAGCAUGACCGCAAUGCAGCAGCAACAAGCCUCUCACAACACAACGACGCAACAGAUGCAGCCCACGCCGCCUCAACAGCAUCAGCAGCAACAACAACAACAACAAGCUCCACCUCCGCCUCAACAACAAAACAAACGACCGCCUGCGGGCAUUCCAAACCCCUUGUAUGCCAAGGCGGAUUUUAGUCUUCCGCAGCAUCCUUACCAGAACUUUUACGUUGCGCCAAAUAUGAAUAAUGUCGGUCAGAUGGGAAACAACAACCUUGGGUACGCGCAGCAGCAGCAGCAGCAGCAGCAGCAGCAGCAGCAAGGAAGCAUGGGAUACUAUCAAUGA